UCCAGAACCCCAGCUGCAUGAGAGCCGACAGGUUGUGUACACAGAGGAAGUCAACUGAGAGAAUCUGUUAGCUGAAUAGAUUUGCUAAGGAAAACAUCUAGCUUACCGCUUAAUGCACUUGACAUGUCAAGUGAACCAAUUGCAAUGAUCUGAUUUUAAAGCGAAGGUAUUCUUAAUCUAAGUUAUUCGUCUUGAUCCAUCUUCCUUGGAUUUCAAAGGCGCUAGUUUAGUUAGUUUAGCUAACUUUAAGGAACUACAAUCGGGCUAACUCGUCAGUUUGACUGAUCUGAUUUGUACCUGCUGAGGUGUAACAGGCAGGCGGUUUCCACUGACCAAAAUAAAUAAAAGUGGGAUUUAACAGGGAGCCGAAUGGCCUCUGUAGUGGUGGUGAAAACUGAGAAGCGAGCUGCUGAUCCUCAGGAUGUUGACUCAAACACCAAAAAACCUCGGAUUUGGGCACCAUCAAUGGAACCAUCACUCAAUCUCUGCCUGCCCCAAAGGAAAUUGCUGCCCAGCCUGAAGACCAAGCGUGCCCCCGAGCUGGUCUUAGUGAUUGGUACGGGGGUGAGCUCAGCUGUGGCCCCCCAGGUUCCUGCGCUGCGUUCCUGGAAGGGUCUCAUCCAGGCCUUGCUGGAUGCAGCCAAUGACUUUGACCUCUUGGAGGAGGAGGAGAGCCGGCGCUUUCAGAAGAGCUUGCAGGAGGACAAGAACCUGGUCCACGUGGCCCAUGACCUCAUUCAGAAGCUUUCUCCGAGAACAGGCAACGUGCGCUCCACCUUUUUCAAGGACUGCCUGUACGAGGUGUUCGACGACCUGGAGUGCAAGAUGGAACACGCCGGAAAACACCUGCUGCGCUCCGUACUGCAGCUGAUGGAGAGCGGCGCGCUCGUGCUCACCACCAACUUCGACAACCUGCUGGAGAUCUACGCCGCCCACCAGGGCACCAAGCUGGAGUCCCUGGAUCUCACCGACGAGAAGAAGGUCUUGGAGUGGGCUCAGGAGAAGAGGCGGCUGAGUGUGCUGCACAUCCACGGCGUGUACACCAACCCUAGCGGCAUCGUACUGCACCCUGCUGGCUACCAGAAUGUUCUGCGUAACACGGAGGUCAUGAGGGAGAUCCAGAAGCUGUACGAGACCAAGUCGUUUGUGUUCCUGGGCUGCGGGCGCACGGUGGACGACACCACCUUCCAGGCCCUGUUCCUGGAGGCGGUCAAGCACAAGUCAGACCUGGAGCACUUUAUGCUGGUGCGACGCGAGGACGUGGGCGAGUUCAAGAAGCUGAGGGACAACAUGCUGGACAAGGGCAUCAAGGUCAUCUCCUACGGCAACGAGUACGCCGACCUGCCUGAGUAUUUUGAGCGGCUCGCCAACGAGAUCUGUAACCGGGACACGGGGGCGAACGGCUGGGGAUCUCCCUCACAGGAAGAGGAGCCCCAGAAUGGCUUCAAGCCUCCAAAAAACCUCCUUCAAGAAUGCAAUUUUUGACAGGUACACACUUGAGGAGGAUCAGUUAUUUUCCUCCAAACCCCCUUUUUUUGGGUUCAGUACUACUAAGGUCCACUUACUUUGGAUCUACAACUUAAAUUUGGGCCCGGAGAGACUUUAUGCCCUCGCACCUUGUUUCAAUUGCAUAAUUGGUUUGCACCACAAAGGGAAGGAACAUGUUUUUUUGUGUCAAGAUAACGGUAAAAACAUUGCCACACUGCCUUGACAC
Hypomesus transpacificus is the source of this 1714-nucleotide messenger RNA. It is a transcript of the gene siral1, whose product is annotated as family with sequence similarity 118 member B. Lineage: Eukaryota; Metazoa; Chordata; Actinopteri; Osmeriformes; Osmeridae. The record is from RefSeq and is a predicted model, not a curated record. The transcript has 8 exons. Bases 370 to 1485 code for a protein of 371 amino acids.